CACCUCCACUCCACACAGAUGCAGUCCGUGAGCGUUUCACAUCAGCCUGGAUCAUUCUAACUACAACUUGUGCGUCUCAUGCAGACUUAAAUCAGGGCUUGCAGUGGACAUUCUGCUAUACUGGGUUUGGUAUUAUGAACAUGUGUUUUUUGCCAUGUUAAUAGCUCAACCGUUAACUAAGGAGAGAGGAGACCUGCUGUACUGGACAAACACAGACUGAGACCCCUCAGUGUCCUGUUCUGACCUCCUGGAUCAGGCAUGGGGAAAGUCUACUAUCUCAGUAAAAAUGUGGGACUCGGGCUGCUUGUACUGGCAGCAAUCGCUUUGAUUACGAUUAUAGCUCUGUCUGUCGCUUACGAUAAGGAAAAGGCCAAGAAUCAAGGCAAGCCAGGAGAUGGAGCAACUGACAGCACUAGCACGCCUACACCCACCACCACCCCUUUCACCUCAAAGGACCCCUGGGACCACUACAGACUUCCAGACUCCCUCAUUCCUGUCUCCUACAAUGUGACCCUGUGGCCUCGGUUGGAGCCCAACAUAGAUGGUCUGUACAUCUUCACUGGACAUUCAGUGGUGGUAUUCAGAUGUGAGAAGGAAACAGACCUCAUCCUCAUCCACUCCAACAAGCUGAACCUCACCACCUUCAAUGGACACCAUGCUAAGCUGAGUGGACUGGGUGAAGCCACUGCACCUGCUAUACAAAAGUCUUGGCUUGUGGUGAAGACAGAGUAUCUAGUUCUUCAGCUAAGUAGUAGACUAACUGUGGGGGCGUCCUAUGUACUUUAUGUUGAAUUUCAGGGGGAGCUGGCAGAUGACCUGGAAGGCUUCUACAGGAGUGAAUACGUUGACGAUGGUGUGAAAAGAGUUGUUGCGACCUCGCAGAUGCAAGCAACGUAUGCCAGGAAAACCUUUCCUUGCUUUGACGAACCAGCCAUGAAAGCCAUCUUUAAUAUCAUCAUCUUCCACAAACAAGACACUGUGGCUCUGUCCAACGGCAGGGAAAUUGGCACUACAGAUACCACCAUCGAUGGCGUGGCUGUCAAAAAAACUACAUUUGAGCCCACAGAGAAGAUGUCCACAUAUCUGCUUGCAUUUAUUGUCACAGACUUUGUUAGCAUUGAGUCAAACCAAGACAACGAUUUGUUGAUCCGAAUCUGGGCUCGAAGAAAAGCCAUAGAAAACAAUCAGGGUCAAUAUGCUCUCAACGUUACAGGGCCAAUCCUUCAGUUUUAUGAGCACUAUUACAACGCAACGUAUCCACUUUCCAAGUCAGAUCAGAUAGCUCUGCCUGACUUCAAUGCUGGGGCAAUGGAGAACUGGGGUCUGAUCACAUACAGGGAGACGGCCCUGCUUUAUGACCCCAUUCUAUCCUCCGCUGGAAACAAAGAGAGAGUUACAACUGUCAUCGCACAUGAACUGGCACACAUGUGGUUUGGCAACUUGGUGACUAUGCGAUGGUGGAAUGAUCUGUGGUUGAACGAAGGCUUUGCAUCAUACGUGGAGUACCUGGGAGCUGACCAUGCUGAGCCCACCUGGAACAUUAAAGACCAGAUUAUUCUGUAUGAUGUCCACAAAGUGUUCGCUGUGGAUGCCUUGGCAUCCUCUCACCCACUGUCUCGCCGAGAAGAGGAGGUCAAUGAUCCUUCUCAGAUCAGCGAGAUGUUCAACACCAUCUCUUACAGCAAGGGAGCGGCAGUGCUCAGGAUGCUGUCAGAGUUUCUCAGCGAGCCUGUUUUUGCCAAAGGACUCAGUUCUUACCUAAAUACAUUCGCUUUUGGCAACACAGUAUAUACAGACUUGUGGGACCAUCUCCAACAGGCAGUUGAAAAGACACCAGAUAUGCAUAUUCCACACACCGUCCAUGACAUCAUGCACCGCUGGACCCUACAGAUGGGCUUCCCGGUGGUCACUAUUAACACUCGGACAGGAAGUAUCACCCAGAAACACUUCUUGUUGGAUCCUGACUCGGUAGUGGACAGGCCCUCUCAGUUCAAUUACACAUGGUUUGUCCCGAUUAAAUGGAUGAAGACAGGUGUGGAGCAGCAACAGUAUUGGCUCCUUAAAAAGACAGACACCAACACUGAAAUGAGAGCAUCAGAAGGGGAGUGGGUGUUGGGGAAUACCAAUGCAUCUGGAUAUUUCAGGGUAAACUAUGACGCUGACAACUGGGAUCGUCUCCUCUCUCUGCUCAACACCAACCAUCAGAGUUUAUCAGUCAUCAACAGAGCACAGAUCAUAGAUGAUGCAUUCAACCUAGCAAGAGCUAAAAUAAUCAACACAACACUGGCCCUGAGAACCACCAAAUAUUUGUCCAAGGAGAGAGACUACACCCCCUGGGAGUCAGCACUGAGAAAUCUCGAAUACUACAUCUUAAUGUUUGACCGCACUGAGGUCUACGGAGCUUUACAGGCAUAUUUCAAGAAACAAAUACAACCACUUUUUGAGCACUUCAAGACAAUUACAGAGAAUUGGACUAAAGUACCAACGGGACACACAGACCAGUAUAAUCAGAUCAACGCUAUUGCAAUAGCUUGCAGUGUGGGUGUGCAGGGUUGUAGGGAGCUGACAAAAAGCUGGUUCAAACAGUGGAUGGAAAAUCCACAUCACAAUCCGAUCCAUCCCAACUUGAAAACCACUGUUUACUGCAAUGCCAUAGCCUUUGGUGGUGUGGAGGAAUGGGACUUUGCCUGGAGAAUGUUCCAGAAUGCCACUUUGGCAUCUGAAGCUACCAGGCUCAGGUCGGCAUUGGCCUGCACCAAAGCACCUUGGCUUUUGAACAGGUAUCUGGAGUACACCCUGGACCCAACUAAGAUCCGCAAGCAAGACGCCACCUCUACCAUCCAGUACAUUUCACGAAAUGUUGUGGGGAUGCCUCUGGCCUGGAACUUCUUCAGAGCAAAAUGGAGCUUCAUUUUCGAGCAGUACGGAAAAGGAUCAUUUUCCUUCUCUAAUCUUGUCAGCGGAAUCACAAAGAGAUUCUCUACAGAGUUUGAGUUGCAGGAGCUAAGGAAAUUCAAAGAAGACAACCUAGAUGGUGGUUUUGGCUCAGCCACCUUGGCCCUGGAGCAGGCUAUAGAGAAGACCAUAGCUAACAUCAAAUGGGUGACGGAGAACAAAGCCACUGUGAUGAAGUGGUUUACUGAGGAGUCCUCAUGAGAACACCUAGAAAGUCAAAAUUGACUGUCAGGGAUAUGUAAUGAAUGAAAAUCACUAUAAUCAUCAGGUACAAUAAAUACCCAUUCUUAUUCUUUGUGAUUGAUGUAACAUAAUACCUCACUGGACAUCAACUUCAGUGCAAAAGAACAGACACAUGAUCAACACUGGAUCAUAUGUAUCACUAGAUCAGCAACAUAGUUCUUAGUUGAGUUGCACUCUCACCUCUAAUCUGUGAUCAUCAAAGAGAAAACCAAUGUAACAAAAGAAUAGCUUUACUUGCAUAACAUUUAUUUUUACUAUCAGAAAAGUAUUCAUUUAUGUUGCUUCCAUUUCAUAUUACGCAUUGCUGCUUUCAAUGAUGUAUGCAGUGCAUUUAUACCAUAAACCCAGGGUAUUGAUCCACUAGUAGCAUAACAUCAGAGCUACUUUAAUAUUUGGCAUUAAAGUGAACAAUCAUGAUAGCUUUUAUGCAAACUUAAUUCUGUAUAUCAAAUGGACUGCGUAAUAGUUCAAUAAAAUUGUGUGUGU
Molecule: messenger RNA, 3684 nt
Organism: Scomber japonicus (chub mackerel)
Lineage: Eukaryota; Metazoa; Chordata; Actinopteri; Scombriformes; Scombridae
Product: aminopeptidase N-like
Exons: 21
Coding region: 259-3156 (965 amino acids)
Biological process (GO): proteolysis; peptide catabolic process
Cellular component (GO): cytoplasm
Molecular function (GO): peptide binding; metalloaminopeptidase activity; zinc ion binding
Source: RefSeq, a predicted model, not a curated record